AUAGUUAAGAGUAGUUUAUUGAUAAAUCCUUUUAUCAAUACACACUUAAACCUAUUCACAACAUAAGCGACUAUGUACAUUUUGGCAAAAAUUAUAUCAAAAGCCACAGUUUAUUCGUUUUUUCGCGAGAUAACCGUUCUCAAUCCAGAGAGAAUCCCUCUUUAUGGACCGGUUAUUUUUGUUGGAAAUCAUAACAAUCAAUUUGUUGAUGCAUCCAUGCUUAUUGCUAUGAUUCCCAGGAAAAUACGCUUCUUAGUCGCGGAAAAAUCACUUAAGCGCCCUAUCAUAGGAUUUUUAGCGAAAGGUGCUGGAGCAGUGGCUGUAGCUCGACGUCAAGACAAAGCCUACAGAGGUUUAGGUUGUAUUGAGUGGAAACACGAUGAUAGAAUCGUUCGUGGACAUCAAACUCGUUUUAGUCUUGAUGUUCACGUCGGAGACCAAAUUCAACUUGUUGACGAAACGGUACUAGGAACCGUUGAUAAAAUUAUUUCAGAUAUUGAGAUUCUUUUGACUAAGACACCUUCUUCAAUAAAAAAAAACACGACGUCUGAGGCUUCAAAACUAUCAACUUUGCCUACUACCGAAUUUCAACAAACAGAGACCUCCUUAGCUACAGUACAAACUUCAUUGAGUGAAAAUUCCAAAAAUGAAGAAAAUGGAGAAUCAGAUAAAUCAAUAGAUGUCGUUCAAGAAAAACCAGAUAUUAAAGCUAUUUUUGAUUUAUCCUUAGAAAAGAAAAAAUUCAAACAAAAUACAUUAGAAAAAACAAAUGAAUCUAACUCUGAAAACGACGUUUUAGUGAGUCGUGAGGUAGAUAUCGAUUCCUCAGAAAUGCUCACAAGCUUAUCCACAAGUUGCUAUGACUCAACAAAUGAACUAGUUCCCUUUGUAGUCAUACCAAGACUUGAUCAAACAGAUGUUUAUGAAGCUGUUUGUGACGCAUUGUUAUCCGGCGAUAGUAUUGGCAUAUUCCCCGAAGGUGGCUCUCACGACAGGUUAAAUUUGCUUCCUUUGAAACCAGGAGGAGCAAUAAUGGGUUUAAUGGCUUCUUUACAUGGAGCUGCUGAUGUUAUGAUUGUUCCUAUCGGGUUGACAUAUUAUCAAGCGCACAAAAUUUUGUCUCGAGCUACUGUUCAAGUGGGAACACCACUUCGAGUUACUGAAAAUCUUACAGAACUUUAUCGUGUAGAUCCCCGAUCUGCUGUAUCUCGUCUCAUGGCAAUGAUUGAAGAGAGUUUAAAGGGGUGUAUCAUUUCUGCACCUAACUAUAAGGCUUUGACCGCUGUCAGAAUUUGUGUGACACUUUAUCCUCCAGAGUCAAUGUUUAUAUCAUCAACAGUAUACUAUAUACUAUAUCGACAAUUUUCGGUUUUGUUUGCUAAAAAUCCUUCUUCACCUCUUCUUAUUCGCUUUACUCAAAAUUUGGAUAAUUACACCUCACUUUUGUCACGUUAUGGAAUAGCUGAUCACGAAGUGCAACAGCUUAAACAAGCCACUGAAAGUGCUAUUUUGUCUUUUAUUGAGCUGUGCUUUAUUUUUAUUGUUUCACUAAUUGUUGGUCUUGUUCCCGCUGUUUUGUGGGGACCUGUUCGUUUUGCUUCAUCUUAUCUUGCUGAACAACAUAGAAAAAAAGCUUUAGCCGCAUCGAAAGUCAAAGUUACAGGACGAGACGUGGUCGCAAGUUACAAAAUACUUACUCUCAUGGUUCUACUUCCUUCUGCCAAUCUACUUUAUUCAUUAAUUUUCGCAUUAUGUUACUGUUCAACUUAUACAGGUUAUCUAUAUUGCAUUCUUAGUGGUCUCAUUUUUUUGCCUUGUCUUUAUUAUUAUUCGAUCCGUUAUUUUGCAAAAAUCCCAGUACUUAUUCGAAAAUUCACUUUCAUACUACUUGUUGUUAUAUGCAAAUUAAACGCAUGGAGGGAUAAUGAAAAAGAAAUCAUUGCAUCGCGAAUGCAAAUGCAACUUGAUGUGCGUCGACUUGUUCAGUUACUUGGGCCUAAAACUGGUGAUAAUUUUAUGAAUCAAAUGGAAAGCUGUGUGCCAAGUGUCGUAUGUAAUGCGGACUCAAACCGCAUUCGUCGAAAAUUAGAAGCUGGAGAUUUUAUUCCCUUAGGAACACGUUUUGUUUCAGAGGGAUGGGAAGAAAUUUUGUAAAUCUUAUCAGUGAUCAUGCACCGUUUCCCCUAUUCCCUAUUACAAAGAAUUCAAAAUUAAAAAUGUUCACCAACGUUUCUUCCGUAAAAGUUUUUAAUAUAGCUCGAAAUGUAAAUAUCUUGUUUACAAGUCCGUAUUAUUCCAUCACACAGUAGGUUUUCUUUUAUCAACUAUAUGAAUAUAAGUUAAAUUUUUUUUUUUAAUUCGAAUAAAAAAUUUUUUCUUGUUAAACAUAAAAUGUGUCGUAGUGGUUUACGUGUUUCAUCUUUCCGUUUUUCAAUAUCAGUUCCUGGUAUAAAUUUUUUUUAAUACACUGUAUGCAG
Molecule: messenger RNA, 2477 nt
Organism: Hylaeus volcanicus
Lineage: Eukaryota; Metazoa; Arthropoda; Insecta; Hymenoptera; Colletidae
Exons: 16
Coding region: 73-2154 (693 amino acids)
Biological process (GO): phospholipid biosynthetic process
Cellular component (GO): endoplasmic reticulum membrane
Molecular function (GO): glycerol-3-phosphate O-acyltransferase activity; glycerone-phosphate O-acyltransferase activity
Source: RefSeq, a predicted model, not a curated record